UUCUCUAUAACUCCUUUCUUUCCCAAGAAAAUGACAGUUGAGGAUUCAAUACAAACAUGUCUGUGCUCUUGAGUAGUAUUAAUGUUUGAUAUUUGCCGGUGAUGACUUGUGGAUUACCUCUGUGUUAAAAUUUGAAUGUUUUAUAGUGUCCGCCCCUUACAAAUGACUUUGUAAUUUGAUGAAUCAUGAACAAGUUAUAUUCUGUUAUAAUGUUUCCUUUUGUGACUUGAAUUCUUAAGAAAUGUCUAUUAGUGGUGAAACGGUUUUGUAUAACUGUCAACCUCUGGAUUGCCCAGAGAGUGGAACAGUGUAUCCGCAUAUGGUUUCUGUGCACAAUGCCAAGAGGAGUAUCAAUAAUUAUUCUUCAAAGAGAUAUCCUAAAACCUCGAGGUCUAUGUCAACAUGUGUUCCAAGUUCUUCCUACGAAGCUCUUCGAUAUGCUGUAGCUGCUUUGAACCGUUUAGAUGAUUUUAAUUGUGAGAAAAUCGGUGCUGGAUUUUUCUCCGAAGUUUUUAAGGUCACUCAUCGAACAACUGGACAAGUGAUGGUGUUGAAGAUGAACACCUCCCUGAGUAAUCGAGCGAACAUGCUGCGCGAAGUACAACUGAUGAAUCGCCUGUCUCACGAAAACAUCCUCAGGUUCAUGGGAGUAUGCGUACACGAAGGCCAACUUCAUGCUCUGACAGAGUACAUUAAUGGUGGAAGCUUGGAACAACUUUUACAGAACAAGCAUAUUGAGUUGUCAUGGGAGACAAGAAUUAAAUUGUCAUUAGAUAUAGCUCGUGGCAUGUGUUACUUGCAUUCACGUGGUGUUUUUCACAGAGAUCUUACUUCAAAGAAUGUCCUCAUCAAGAUGAAUGAAGAUGAGAUGACCGCAGUUGUUGGUGAUUUUGGCUUAGCAGAGAAAAUACCAGAUUCAAGGGAUCGUAGUCAACGUUUACCAAUUGUUGGUUCACCUUAUUGGAUGGCACCUGAGUGUUUAAAAGGAAAGUGGUACAAUGAAAAGGCUGAUGUAUUUUCCUUUGGUAUUAUCAUGUGUGAAAUUAUUGCCAGAAUUGAAGCUGAUCCUGAUAUUUUGCCUAGAACAGAGAAUUUUGGUGUAGACUAUGUGGCUUUUAGUGAAAUGUGCCCAGAUUGCCCACCUCAAUUUUUAGAAUUGGCUUUCACUUCUUGUAGAAUUUCUCCAGACAGCCGUCCAAGUUUCAAGGAAAUUGUGCAUCAGUUGGAGAAAAUGUUAAAUGUGAUAAGCUCAAUGCAUGGAGGUUCACAAUUAUUUUAUCCUCCUGUUGUCUACACAUCCUGCUGGGAUGAUGGCGAUAACAUUGACAGUGUUAGAGCCAUCUUUGCUCAUGGAUGGAGUAAACUUAACUUCCAGAAUACAAGUCAGCCAAAAAAUCCAGCGACUCCUUUAAAAGUUCACAGUCCUAUUAUUGAACAACCACCUGUUACUCCAAAACAUGUAGGAGAAGCCAUGUCAAUGCAAGACCCCCAUUACAAACCUAACAAUAGCUCUCAAAAUCCUUUCGCUUCAUUACCUAGAUUUUGGAAAGGAAAAAAGUUCCUAGAACAGUCUCUGGACGAUUCUGACCUAAGUCAUUCAAUCAGUUUUACCGCCCAAUCUGAUUCUUCCAAAGUAUCUAAAUUUAAAUCUAUUAAAAAAGUACUUCCUUCCUCUUUGAAUGAACAAAUCACCAAACAGAUAUCAAAAUCAUUGCCAACAUCACCUGUUUUUGAUCGAAAACCUUUAAAGUUGAAACUAUUUACAAAUAUUCCAUCUGAAGAAAUGGACUCACCCAGAUCAGUUUCUCCCGGAUUGUUUUCGUCACCUUCUUCACUCUCACCUUUUGAGCCUGAAGAAUCUUUUUCAGGUUACAAUUCCGUCCAAGAACAAAUGAGUGGUUGCAAGUUGGAUGAUUCCUGUGAUCAGCUGCAAGAGCUACAUAAAAUCCAUUUCGGUACCAGUCAGACCCCUUGCGAAUCUUCAAUCGGUGUGACUUUCCGAACAAAAACUCCAUCUCUGUGUGCCAAACUCAGACGCUCCUCUGGAGAAUCUGGUUUCUUCAGUGUUGGUGACAGAAAUAGCACUUGUGAUUUGUCUUUGGAGAGCUACCAAGCACAUGACGAUAUGCCUUCCUGGGCUACAGAUUGCAGUGUUACUGAUUCUCCGAGUGACACAGACGACAGUGGACAAGUUGGUGGAGGUGGUAAAAAACGACCUUCCUCUUGCUACUCUGAUGAUUCUUGCUGUUAUUGUGGUAAUUUGUCAAACUGCUGUGAAACCAGACUACAUUCAGACUCAGAAAUAGACAGAGAACACAGACAAUCUGCAUGCCAGAAAUCCACGCCCCUAAAUUCAUCGGGUGUACUUAAUUGUAACUGUAAACUAUGUUUUUCCGAGACUCCCUGUCAAAAUGGUGAAACAGUCAUAUUGAAAAUGUCUAGUCAAAAUGAGACUUCACAGUUCGAGUCAAAAUCUAACCUGCCAUAUCAACAUAAUUUGGUUAGACAGCACGCUAGUUUCCCACUGUCUAAAACUUGUGAGAAAGGCAAUAGAGCUGUCAAGUGUAUGAGAACCUCAAUCGAUUAAAAAGAAUUUAUUGAAACGGAGCCAAACGAAGUAUUUUUGUGAACAAAACUAUAUAUAACCAGCCUAAGAUGGGUGAUGAUUGAUAACUUUUAAGCUUUUAUUUAAAUUUGUUUGAAAUUUUUAUGUUCUUUUAUUUGUGACAUUUUUUUAAAAAUAAUUUUCAUGAGUUUAGAUUUAAUUAUCAAAAAUGCUGCCAAAGAUUAAGUACCUUAUUUCAUUAUAUUAUAAUUUAUUGGUAGAUUGCAGAUUUUGUAUAAAAUUGAUUGUAUAUAAUGUACAGAUUUAGAAAAAUAUUUAAUUUUUUUCUUUAGUUUUUUGAAAGGAAACUGAUGUUGUAUUGAAAAUUAAGAUUUUAAAGAACUAUGAACUUUUCUCUUGGUGAAAUAUUGUUACUUUUGAUAACUUGAUUAUAUUUUAUGCAUUUAUUUAUAGGAAAAAUACUGUAUUAAAAAUUGUUUUAUACUUUUACAAAAUUUCUGUUUCACAUUUUUAUAUAAAGAUCAUUUAAGUAAUUGUUAAACUUCUUUGAGGAUUUGAUUUUUUUUUAAAGCUUAAAUAAGAUAAAUACUCAAUCUGUUUUACGAAUUUUUGUUUUUUAGUUGCUUCUGAAAAGCUUUAUAGAGAUUAUCUGUAAAUUAUAUUAAAGCAUAUGUUUUUACAUGCAAAAUAUUUUAUAUUCUAUCAAGUUAGAUACUCUGUUUUAAGAUUUUGAAAUUUUAAGUUCUAAAAUUUUCUAUUAAGUUCUGAAAGGAUAGAUAAAACUAAUUUUUAAUAUUAUAUUUAAUGUUUGCUUAACUGCAUGUAACAGUAUUUUUUUUUGUUUUGUGAAAUCUUGAUUGAAAUUGUUUUUUCUUAUAUCUUUUGACUCUUUAGAAUAUGUCUUUAGUUAUAUAAGCAUGUUAACUUAUUGAAUAAUAUUUAAAAAAAAUUCUGAGAAUCUGCACAAGGAAAUGACCUUGGUUAUUAAUUAAGUUGCGGCUUUGUAUCUUUUUUCUUGUCUUGAGAAAUUUUUGAAUGUUUCAUCAAUUGCCAAAUUUUAUUUAUUUUUUUGAAUAUUUCAAAACAUUUUAGAACAUAUUCUUUUUCAAUAUAAAAAGAAAUUAUUUAACAUACAAAAGUUAGAGUAAAUUCUCAAAUCUUCAUACCAUUGUCAAGCAGAUUUUGGAAUUGUGAAGAUCUUUCAAUUGUUUACCAUUUCACAAUGCAUUAUGAAUUAAUAUCAAAAUAUAUAAAAAUUAAAGUUAAAACAUCGAAUUUUUUUGGUUUUUCUUUUAAAGUUUUUGAUAUAAAUAAAUCAUAAAUUGGACAAUAAUGCAUAGAUGAAAAUGUUAAGGUGUAAACUUGAAAAAUCUUAAUUUUUAGUAAUUUAAAAGAGAAUAUUUGAAAAUGUAUUGCUUUUUAAGCAUUUUCUUUUAACAAUAAAAAUUAAUUUUUGGCUUUAGCAUUGUUUUAUGGAAAAUAAACUUGUUUGUUUGCAUUCUAAAAUCAGUACUGUAAUAAUGAAGAUGAAUAUUUGUUAAUGAAUUUGAACUCAGAAAUUGGUCAAAGGAAUCAUUCAUAAAUAGGAUUGUUUUUCUUUCAUAUUUAUACUUCAGGAAAUUUGGUACAAAGUAAAAACAUAAUAAAUAACAAGAUUCUUGUAUUUGCUACUCUAUGUGAAAUUUUUAUUGACAAUAUUUUUAUAUACUGUUAAAUACAUGAACUAAACAAACCUUUUCAUAUAAAAUUCAAACCAAAAAAUAUAUAAAAUUAACAUGAUGGCUUUUCUACAAAACAUAUCUUAUGGCUGAACAAGUAUUUUGCAUAAGUUGUCUAAAAAAAUAAAUAGAAUGUAUAUUUACAUUGAAAAUGGUUUGAAUAACAAGUUUUAAAUGUGUUUUGAAUAAGCUUUGAAUGUAACUAUUGAUUGUAAGAAAUGAUAUUUUUAUGAAAUAAACUGUGACAACAGAGCUUGGAAUAGAGUUGAAUAAACUAUUUUAUGAAAUGUAAA
Messenger RNA from Parasteatoda tepidariorum (common house spider), 4577 nucleotides. The record is from RefSeq and is a predicted model, not a curated record. Lineage: Eukaryota; Metazoa; Arthropoda; Arachnida; Araneae; Theridiidae.